GUGGCAGAUAAAGAAGUGCUUGGCUUUAACCAGCAUCCAAACUAACCCGAACACGUCCCCGCAGUUUCAGUGACAUGUUGUUGCAUCAUCAUUGACGUUCAAAGAGUUGAAAGGAUGCGGCGGUGAACAACAGGGUGAGGGCGAGUGAAGAGACCGAUGGAUUUAAACCGAAGUUCGUUAGUUUACAGUCACAGAAUAAGGUACCGUGAGUGUGUGUCUGUGACACAGAGUGGUUGCGGGGUCGAUGCCGGAGACAUGGACUCAGUGUGAUCCUUAGUUUUUUUUUCUCUGCUCAACAUGAACAGCGAGGAAGAGUUUUACGACGCAGAGACAGGGCUGGAGUCAGAUGAUUCAUAUGAGGUCAGUUUUAAAGAUGUCCCCGCGACUGACGCCAAACAUCUGGGACGGCGCAGGAAAACGCUCCCGAGUGAAAUGAUCUCCAGGAACAACUUCAGCCUGUGGAGUAUCCUGAAGAAAUGCAUCGGCAUGGAACUGUCCAAGAUAGCCAUGCCAGUGGAGUUCAAUGAGCCGCUGAGUUUUCUGCAGAGAAUAUCAGAGUACAUGGAACACACUCACCUCAUUCAUAAAGCCUGCACCCUGUCUGACUCCGUAGACCGCCUGCAGGUCGUCGCAGCCUUCGCUGUUUCAGCCGUGGCAUCUCAGUGGGAGCGAACUGGAAAACCCUUCAACCCGUUACUCGGGGAGACCUACGAGCUCGUACGGGAGGACGAGGGGUACAGACUGAUCUCGGAGCAGGUGAGCCACCAUCCUCCCGUCAGCGCCUUUCACGCUCAGUCACUGAAGCACGAGUUUGAGUUCCACGGCUCCAUCUAUCCUAAACUCAAGUUCUGGGGGAAGAGUGUGGAGGCUGAGCCCAAAGGCACCAUGACUCUGGAGUUACUGAAACAUAAAGAUGUUUUCACCUGGACGAACCCAGUGUGCUGUGUGCACAACAUCAUCCUGGGGAAACUGUGGCUGGAGCAGUAUGGAGUGGUGGAGAUAGUCAACCACAGCACAGGAGAUAAGUGUGUGUUAAACUUCAAGUCGUGUGGGAUGUUCGGGAAAGAGCUGCACAAAGUCGAAGGUUACAUCCAGGACGUGAGUAAGAAAAAGCGCUGUGUGAUCUACGGGAAGUGGACAGAGUGCAUCUACAGUGUGGACCCCAAGGUCUACGAGGCCUACAGGAAGUCAGGAGGAGACCCCAAGAAGACCAAACAGGAACACAGCUCUGCAGGUCAGGAUGCAGACGAGAUCCCAGAAGUUCAGGAGACGGUGACUGUGAUACCAGGAAGUGUGUUAUUGUGGAGGAUAAAACAAAGACCCUCUCACUCGGCACAGAUGUACAACUUCACCAGCUUCGCCAUGACUCUGAACGAGCUGGAGUCGGGCAUGGAGAGGCUGGUGGCGCCCACAGACAGCCGACUGAGGCCCGACAUCCGCGCCAUGGAGAACGGAGACAUCGAUGCGGCGAGCAGAGAGAAAGAACGGCUGGAGGAAAAACAACGGGCGGUGCGGCGGGAACGCUCCAAGAGCGAGUGGUCAACUAGGUGGUUCCAGCUGGGAACCAACCCUCACACUGAGGCCGAGGACUGGCUCUACACAGGUGGAUACUUUGACAGGAAUUACAGAGAGUGUCCCAACAUUUACUGACAUAGGAUUAAAGUCGGGCGUGUGGGACUCGGUGACCGCGGUGAAACGUGAUUUAAAUGUCAGAUUAUCUGUGACUGACUGUGAAAAUAAACCACUGGAAAAAUGUGAUUUAAAAAAACAAACAAAAAAAGGAGGAUAGUUUAGACGUUUCCCACUGAAAACGUAAACAGCAAACAUCUCCGUCUCUAUAAUCCCUAAUCCCUGAGAUUGACAUUAGUCGUAUAAAUUUCACCAGUGAAGACAACGGUGUGAUCACAUCCUGACUGCAGCACAAAACAAAGGUCGGCGUUAUAGGCAAUAUAUUUUCACAUGUAUGCUGUGCAAAAGUUCAGGCAGGUGAAUACAUUUGAGAUUUAACCCGAUGUUGUUGUUUCCUCUUUUUAAGUAAUAUGCAGAUAUCGUCCUAACACUUAAUUUCCGAUAUCAACCGAUACAGGCCUGGUAAUAUUUAUUUAUCUGUACAAACCACUGUAUGAGUAUGAGAUUAAUUAAAUAAGAUACAAUGCUGCCCUCUAGUGACUUUCACUUCAAUAUACAGCCGUUUUUUUCCCCAUAACUAUUUUUAGUUCAUACAUCAUUUGGGGAAACCGAGGCAUUGCGUUAUCGGGUUUUCAUUAUCAGUGGGAAAAAACGAUAACGAUGUUUUACAGAUAUUACAUAAUUAUGCUAAUAUCGGACCGAUAUUAUCGGACAUCCCUAAAAAAGCUUUUCAACAGCAUUAAUGUUUUCCAGCCUUCCUGGACUACAUGGUGGCAUGCUGGUCCAGCAGCUCGGCUGCACGGCACAUCUAUGGGCCACGACCCAGGUGUUUUCAAUUGUAAACAGUAAACGUAUACACCUGUCUCGAACUUCUCUGCCGUACUACAGUUUAGGUACUCGGUUAUCUGAUCUUCCCUCUAGACUUUUGUAAAGUGUCAUCCAGAUAUCAGGGGAAAUUCACAACUAUUUUUUUAUAUGUAGCCUGUAAUUAUAUUAGUUUUAAUAUUUGUUGUGAUGUAACACACCUGAUACAUCGUCACACACCAGUGUUUAGAGACGUGUAUAAUAAAUGUGAGAGUUGUGAGAGCUUUACACUUUGUUUCAAGGCAUAUGGGUUUC
Cynoglossus semilaevis (tongue sole) is the source of this 2748-nucleotide messenger RNA. Its product is annotated as oxysterol-binding protein-related protein 2-like. The transcript is spliced from 14 exons. Gene Ontology annotation, molecular function: cholesterol binding. The coding region runs from base 298 to 1650 and encodes 450 amino acids. Lineage: Eukaryota; Metazoa; Chordata; Actinopteri; Pleuronectiformes; Cynoglossidae. The record is from RefSeq and is a predicted model, not a curated record. Gene Ontology annotation, cellular component: perinuclear endoplasmic reticulum; plasma membrane; cytosol.